AUCCCACAUAAGUGGAAGCAGCUAGCAACGUUUAUCCUAGCGCCCACGAAGGUUGCGCUAUAGUUUGCCCCGCUUCCGCGAGUCUUCCGCGAGCGAAGACUGCCAAUCAGGGAAUCAGCCCCAUCCGCGCCCCUAACCUCGCCAGGGGUUUCUCGCUAAUCCGCUGCUUGCUCGACCCCCGCACAGCCCAGCUCCGCGCGCCAUGGAGCGCGAGCCGACGCGCGAGGAAGGCGAGGUGAACGAAGAUAUCGAUGCCGCCGCAGGGGGCGAAGAAAGCGGGACCGGGGGAUCGCGGAAGCGGAAGCAGGCGCAAGGCGCGCGGAAGAAGGGCGGAGAGGAGAAGGUCCCUGGGCUGGUGAAGCGGGGCGGGCGCGCAGCGAUGGUUGUGGGCGGCGGAGGAAUGGCGGCGGCUGCGGCGGGAUCUACGCUGCUCGAGUACCAGGUGCACAACGUGCUCACAGAGGCCCACGUGGACCUGGCUGCUGCCAGGCAGCGAGGGAAAGGCAUGGUGGUGGCUGUAGAUGGUGCCGUGGAGAAAUUAAAGGAAACGCUUUUAGCCAUGCCUGAGGGAGAACAGGUGACAGCAGACGCCGCUCUGCCAUACGUGGAAGGGCUGGUGGGGCAGGAGGGGAUGAGGAGCCUCGCCUUCGCCUUCCACCCGCCCACCCGCAUGCAAGUGGUGGGCAGCUACGCCCAUGCCGGCUCACCUGCUGCCUCGCACGCGCGUGGGCACUCGUCUGGGGGUGGUGAUGGUGGUGAUGGUGGUGAUGGCGGGGGUGCUGGUGUGGGCAGUGUUGCGAGGCCGUGCACGCAUGUGGAUGUGGCAGUGGAGAUGCCCCAGGCGUGCUUCCGCGAGAAGGACAUCUUGAACCACCGCUACUUCGCCAGGCGGGCGCUGUACCUUGCCACUCUGGCCCGCCACCUGGCGCAGUGUGAUUGGGUGGCAGCCGUGGAGUGGAGCACGCUGAGGGAUGACGUGUGCAAGCCCAUCCUCGCUGUCAUUCCGCGCGCCUGCAAGGGCUGGCCCCUGCGUCUCAUCCCCUGUCUGCCGCCCAGCACCUUCCCCUCACGCAAGCUCGCACCCUCCCGCAACAAUGUGCGGCAAGCUACCUCCAAAGGGGGCGAGCUGCUGGCAACCCCGAAGUACAACAUGGGGGUGGUGGAGGAUGGUGCACACAUGGAGGCCCAUGACGUCAUCUCACAUGCCAUGGCGCUUGUGCCCGCUCUGCCACACGGGUUGGUGCUGCUGAAGAUCUGGGCUCGCCAGCGGUACGGCACCAAGCGCCAGGUGGCGCCUGCUGAUUGGCUGAAUGGAUUCCAGCUGUCCCUACUGGCAGCCCACCUGGCGUCGCCCCACAACCCCCACCGCCGCAUCACACCUGCCAUGUCAGCAUUCCAGAUAUUCCGAUGUGUCAUGGAGGCAAUGGGCGGCACGGAUCUGCUCCAGCAGCCCAUCUUCCUCACCGCUCCUGAUGGCUCCCCCAAUGCACUCCAGGCGAAUUCUCAGGCGCGCAGGGACAUGCAGAGGGCGUUCGACUGGGUGCUGUGCGACCCCUCAGGGACCGUCAACUACGCCUCCAGAGUCUCCAAGUCUGCCCUGCACCAGUUCCGGCUGGACGCGCAGCUCACCUACAGCGUGAUCAAGUCGGGGGGAGCGCCCGUGGCCUGUCUGCCGGGGCAGCCAGUGAUGCUGGCGUUCAUGCAGCCGUGCGCCGUGGCGGAUAGAUUCGAUUUGAUUGCCCGAGUUCACGACGCCCCUCCUGCCACUGCGCAGGCGGCAUUGCUUCUGGAUGAGUCGCAGCACCGGCGCAGGGAGGAGGUGGCGGCAGGCGUGGUGGCGAGGGGCAUGGGGGAGAGGGCGACAGCUGUGAGGGUGUAUCCCAGGGAGGUGCCUGCUGGAUGGAGGCUGGAGCAGGGCAUGCCAGCAGUGGCCGGCGCGCCCAUGCUCAUCGGAGUGUCGCUGGCGUCGCCUGACACUGCCUUCCGCCUCGUCGACAAGGGCCCCAGCGCCGACAACAAGGCAGAGGCGCUCAAGUUCCGCGCCUUCUGGGGCCCCAAGGCGGAGCUGCGGCGCUGGAAGGACGGCACCGUCACUGAGGCCGUGGCGUGGGAGGGCACGCAAUCGUUGCGCCACCUCAUCCCGUCGCGACUCAUCGCCUUUGCCCUGCAACGCCACCUGGGGCUGGAGGAGUGCGCUGUGAGGGUGACUGGAGGGGAGCUGGACUUCGCCUUGAAGGUCGAGGGCAAGGACCCAGCAUCAUCUGCCCCGGCUCUCAGCGCAGCCUUUGAGCGCCUCUCCUCGCUGCUGCGCCAGCUGCCCUCGCUGCCGCUCUCUAUUGUCGCCCUGCACUCCCUCUCUCCCGCCACAAGAGGAGCAGCCGCCUUCCCCCCGUCGCCCUGCCCUCCAGCCACUGCCGGGGGGCCAGGGUAUGGGGAGGGCAUGUGGCGUCGCUGCGUUGACCCUGUUCCGGUGGCCGUGCAGCUGGAGGCGUCCAGCAAGUGGCCGGACGAUCCUGAGGCUCUCCGACUCACGCGCCACGCCUUCUGCCUGCAGAUCGCCAACAGUCUGCAGCAGCCGCACGGAGUGGAGGUGGAAGCGGCUCGGGAUGCCGUGGAUGUGAUGGUGGAGGGCUUUGCCUUCCGCCUGGUGCUGCUGCAUGACUAUGUCCCACCAACAGAGGACGUCACCUCCUCCCCCUCCUCCUCCUCCCUCACUCCCCUCAUUGCCCCCUCCCCCCUCCCCACCCUCCCCUCCUCCUCGUUCUCUGAGACCCAUCGCACGCUGCAGCAUCACAGCACGCUCAACGGCCUCACAGGCCGCCACCCAACCUUUGGGUCGAUUGCUAGGCUCGCCAAGAGGUGGGUGGCGGCGCACCUCUUCUCGUCGCACUUGAAGGAGGAGGCCGUGGAGCUGCUGGUGGCGCACACCCUCAUUGCGCCCAACCCCCUGCCGCUGCUCGCCCCCAAGUCACGCCUCGCUGGACUGCUCAGGUUCUUCCGCCUGCUGGCGUCUUAUGAUUGGCUGUCGCAGCCGCUCAUAGUGGAUGUGAACAGUAACUUCUCGCACGAGGACGUGCAGCAGAUUCAGGCCCGGUUUGACUCUCGUCUGCCUCCCCAUCGAGACGCUCUGGGCAGCUCGGCUCGCAGCGUGGCGAAGCGGCUCAAGCAGAGUGCGGCGGACGGGGGGAGAGAGGGCGAGAAGGAGAGGGAGAGGCGGCCGGCCAUGUGCCUCGCCACGCCGUACGAUCGCGACGGCGACACAUGGACGCAUCUUGGACCGUCUGUUGAGGCUCUGGAGCGUCUGUGUGCCUUCGCCCAGAGCGCAGAGCAGGUGUUGGCGCAGCUGAUCACGGGGGAGGGCGAGGGGGAUGGGGGAGGGGAGGGAGCAGGGGAGGAGAGAGGCAGAAAGGGAGGAGGGAAGGGGAGGGAGGGAGGUGGUGAGAAGCACAGGGCCGUGCAGUGGAAGUCGCUCUUCCUCUCGCCCCUCGCCACCUCCUUCGACCUCAUCAUUCGCCUGCACCCUGCGUCCCUCCCCCACCACCCGCGCGUGCUCUUCCCUGCGCCCAAGGCUCUGAGCACCACCAAGGGUUGGCUACAAGUGCCGUCCUCCCUAAACCCUGACCCCUCCUCCUCCUCCUCCUCCUCCUCCUCCUCUCCACCCUCCUCUUUCACCCCUUCCCUUCACCGCCUCACCUCUGCGGGCCCUGCGCUGCUCAUUGGCUUCAAUCCGCCCGCCCUGCUGCUGGCGCACUUGCAGGAACGCUUCGGCUCAGUGCUCACUUUCUGGUACGACGGCCUGUGCGGCAGCGAGGUCAUCGGUGCCACGUGGCGCAUUCCCAUUGGUGCAUCUGCGGAUGGCAGUGCUGUUGCCCCUUCCCUCCCCCGGCGGGCCCAACAAGCCCAUGUGCUGCCGUGCUCCCAGCAGGCAGAGAAAGACCUUCCGUGCCAUGUGGUGAACGUUGCUGCCAUCAUCGAUGACAUCAGCAUGAUGGGUGCUGGCCUUGUGGCGUCUGUCUAUGUGCGGCAAUAAGGGCGAAUUCCUACAAAGUUGCAUCAGAAUCAGAAACGCACAUAAGCAAAAUGAACCGCACUGAAACGCGAUUAAAACACUCGCAACGCGUAGUACCACAUUGUCAACUUAUACAUAUGCUUAUAUGUAGAAGUUCUAGGCUAGAUAGGUUUGUGUUCUGAGAGGGUACAACUCCAACUCUAUAUCUCCCUUGUACUCACAUGUUCUAGUCCA
Closterium sp. NIES-67 is the source of this 4243-nucleotide messenger RNA. Lineage: Eukaryota; Viridiplantae; Streptophyta; Zygnematophyceae; Desmidiales; Closteriaceae. The record is from the annotation of a GenBank genome assembly.